Messenger RNA from Periconia digitata, 1620 nucleotides. The record is from the annotation of a GenBank genome assembly. NCBI's taxonomy places the organism in Eukaryota, Fungi, Ascomycota, Dothideomycetes, Pleosporales, Periconiaceae.
UCACCCAGUAUUUUUUACAAAAAGGCCUCCCUUCGUUUUCAUUUUGAUGCGCGCAUAACCAUUCACAAAUUCGAAUUAGCAAUCGCCACCACAAUGUCUGUCUCAGCAUCUGAGAACGUGACUAAGCUUGCUCAAAUGGCCGAAAGGAAAAUUCUCAAGGGACUCAACAUAUCCUUUGAAGAGCAUGCUCGUUCUGCGACUUUUGCCUGCGGAGGCAGUCUUCCUUUCCACGCGACCCCGGGAAAAUUCGGGGCAACAGCGCAAGAGUGCGCGGGGGAAAGCGUUCACGAGAAUGUGGAAGAUAGCGCUGGGAUAAAGGAUGGAGAAGGUCCUGAGGAGAGUGCUGAAGAGGGUGUUGAAGAAUACAGUGAAGAAUACGAUGAACGAACUCUGAAUGCUAUCGACGACGUUCAAGUCCGUUUCGGGAUUUCAGGCCAAGGAUACUGCGUCAAUUUUGGUCAAGAUGGUCCAUCAAAGGACUUCAAGUACCUCCUCGACGCUUGCCAACCUGCAUCCUUUGGAAGAGGUGGUGAAGCUGUUCUCGAUGAGAAGUACCGCAAGGCAGGUAAAUUAGACCGCUCCGAAUUUGCAACAAACUUUUGUCCUUAUGAGGCCGGGAUCAUCGACGUUUUGACACAACUGCUCGUACCGGAGUACAAGUACCGCAACCUGAAUAGCAUCAAGGCUGAACUGUACAAACUCAACAUCUACAGUGCACCCAAUGGCAAGUUCAGGCCACACGUAGACACGCCCCGAAACGAAUACCAAAUUGGAAGUCUAGUUGUAUCACUCCCAUCGAAACACACAGGAGGCCAGCUUACUGUAGGAAAUUCCAGCGCUGAUAGCCAGAGUGUCAUCUUCGACUGGUCCUCCCAAGACAAAAAACAGCCAGCUUGCAUCAAAUGGGCAGCAUUCUAUAGCGAUUGUCCUCACGAGGUCCAUCAAGUAACUGCCGGCCAUCGGGUGACACUGACUUAUAACUUGUUUCUCAGGCGUGGCGUAGGUCACAUUGCCGAAUCAUCUCCGGCACUUGACCCCACCCAACUGCCUGUUUAUGGGGCCCUUCGAGAUGCCUUGGAGGUGCCUAGCUUUCUCAACAAAGGUCGAGUUCUUGCGGUGUACCUCACCCAUCGCUACGCUCAUACCGAUAAUCAGCUCAACUUUUUACCUGAUUCCCUCAAGGGUGCGGACAUGGCAUUGUGGACAGCUGUUAGAGCGCUUGAUCUUACUUGCAAACUCGUACCCAUCAUGCGUGCAGAGCACUGGAGUGGGAAACAGACCGAUAUAUUCGAACCGGAGUUCAGUUCUCUGGGGGAAACAGUGACUGGCGGCUAUGUGAUGUCCAUUGAUUAUCAGUGGCCGGGCUGGGGUCACAAGAUCCCCAAAGAUGCCAAUAUAACAUGGCUAAACGGAAAGAGAGGGGAUCUAGGGGAACUUCAGCUGGCAUACGCGACUCACGGAAAUCAACCGGAAGUAGAAACACACUACUCAUACGCUGCCAUGCUGAUCCUCGUUCCACCCUACUCUGAACGGGGCAACAGUGACGCUGCUUCUGCUGAAUUUCCGGCUGAUUUCUGGGAUGCUAGUAGCCUUGAUAGCGACGAGCGUUUGGAUGACUAA